CACAAGGGAAAUUCCGUGUACCUCUCAUGUACGUCAUCACUUGGAUUUGGUCAUUGCUCCAGGCUUUAGGUCAUAUUCUCCUUUUUUAUUUUUUUAACACAAAUAGCGUGUGCCCUGCAUCUCAAAGGCCGGCCUCUCCUUCUUAUAAAUGGUCUGGCAUUUCGUCGAACACUGAGAGAACACAGUCGAUGCAUCCAGUUCCACAUAUGGCUAAGAGCCUCAAGCUUAAGUUCUCUCGCGUUAUACCUUCACUUCAAUUCUGUCGUCAGAAAAACCCUUCUACUUUCCCGGAAAAUCCAAUUAUUGGAAAAUAUAGGCUCUCUCCUCUGAACCCCAAAACUCGUGAAAUUGCCUACCCUAACCUCCCGGCUCCACCUCCACCUCCGUCAACACCGGAAGAUUCGUUCGUCAAACGUGGCGUGUCUAACAAGAUCGCAUCCGUCGGCUGUGGAUGCGGAUCGAGCCAAUGCAUUGAGCAUUCGUCUUUUGAAGAUUGUAGCUCCGAGUCAAUAGAACCGCGAUAUGUGAUCAAUUACGUCCCCAAACCUCGCCGGAAAACCUACGGUGAAACGUCAACCAGAAAGAAAGAUAGUAGAAAGAAGGAGAAUGAAAGCGGCUGGUUCAGCAGCGAAGAAGAGGAAACCGAAGAGACUGAAUCUCCCCAAUCUUCUUCGAUGACCUUCUCGAAUAAUUCCUCUUAUGAUUUCAAUCAAGCAAUUGAGAGCAGAACAGAGAAAUCCGAUACUGAUCAAUGUAGGCCAAUGAAAAACAAGAAAGGCAAUGUAAAGAAGAUCCGGAAGUUGAAACGCCACGUUUCGUUUUCCAAGCCGAAGAUAGUGAAGAAUGAGUCUCGGGUGAAGGUAUUGGCGCAGCGGAGUGGUACACCAUACACGGUGGAGGAAAAGGUGAAGGACAGCGUGGCGGUGGUGAAGAAAUCGAUGGAUCCGUACGAGGACUUCAAGAUGUCAAUGCUGGAGAUGAUACUGGAGAAGCAAAUGUUCGAGGACAAUGAUUUGGAGCAGCUGUUGCAGUGUUUUCUGUCUUUGAAUUCGAGGCAGUAUCACGUCGUGAUCGUGGAGGCGUUCACAGAGAUUUGGAAGGCCUUGUUCGCUGAUCAUAUCCUUCUGUAAAGCAUGGAGGAGUUUCAAUUUUCUUUUUCAUUAUUCUUUUGCAAUAUAUAUAUACUUACUAAUAAUUUGUGUUUUUUUCUAUAAGCCACUAAUAGUUUGUUGUUA
This is a messenger RNA of Tripterygium wilfordii, 1235 nucleotides long. Its product is annotated as transcription repressor OFP7-like. The transcript has a single exon. The record is from RefSeq and is a predicted model, not a curated record. The coding region runs from base 27 to 1130 and encodes 367 amino acids. Gene Ontology annotation, biological process: negative regulation of DNA-templated transcription. Lineage: Eukaryota; Viridiplantae; Streptophyta; Magnoliopsida; Celastrales; Celastraceae.